AUGAGAUAUAUAUUAAAUAAUAAUGUUGAAGGAACAUCAGCAUUAUUAGGAUCAACAGUUGCAACAGCAUUUUUACAACCAUUUGAUUUUUUAAAAAUUAGGUUACAAGGCAGUGGAUUUGCAAGUGGAGGUGAUUUAAAUAAAUUUAAAAGGGUUGGAGUUAUUGAUACAUGUAAAAACGUUUUAAAGAAUGAAGGAAUUAAACAAUUUUGGAGAGGAUCAUCACCAACAAUUGUUGCUAGUGGAAUAGCAUGGGGAACCUAUAUGCACUUUUACGAAGCCUAUAAAAAUAUAUUAAAAUCCAAAUACAACGUUACACAAUUAAAUACAUUUGAUCAUUUCAUUUGCGCAGUUGGUGCUAGUGCAACCCAAGUUUUCAUAACGAAUCCAAUAUUUUUAAUUAAAACACGUAUGCAAUUACAAACACCUGGUUCUGCAAAUUAUUAUACAGGUAUAUUUGAUGGAAUUAAAAAAACUGUUAAAGUUGAAGGUUUCAAAGGUUUAUAUAAAGGCGUAAUUCCAUCAUUAUGGUUAACAUUUCAUGGUGGUAUUCAAAUGUCUUCAUAUGAACAUAUUAAAUUUUAUUUCUCUUCAAAUUCUGGUAAAUCAUUAGAUUCAUUAAAUGCAUCAGAAAUUUUUAUAGCAAGUAGUAUUUCAAAAUUUUUAGCAAGUACAAUUUUAUAUCCAUUUCAAGUUGUAAAGACUAGAUUACAAGAUGAAAGAAAUAUACCAAAUCAAAAUAAUGUUAGAGUAUACAAUGGAACAAAAGAUGUUAUAUUUAAAAUUUUAAAGAAUGAAGGUAUAAUAGGAUUUUAUCGUGGUUUAGUACCAAAUACAUUAAAAGUUAUACCAAAUACUUCAAUUACUUUAUUAUUAUAUGAAGAAAUUAAAAAAAGUUUUAAUUAUAUUAUAAAUGAAUAA
Molecule: messenger RNA, 921 nt
Organism: Dictyostelium discoideum AX4
Lineage: Eukaryota; Evosea; Eumycetozoa; Dictyosteliales; Dictyosteliaceae
Gene: mcfM
Product: mitochondrial substrate carrier family protein
Exons: 3
Coding region: 1-921 (306 amino acids)
Biological process (GO): nucleotide transport; transmembrane transport; FAD transmembrane transport
Cellular component (GO): mitochondrial inner membrane
Source: RefSeq, a predicted model, not a curated record